Lachancea nothofagi CBS 11611 is the source of this 2277-nucleotide messenger RNA. NCBI's taxonomy places the organism in Eukaryota, Fungi, Ascomycota, Saccharomycetes, Saccharomycetales, Saccharomycetaceae. The record is from the annotation of a GenBank genome assembly.
AUGGCGGGCGCUAAGGGAUCCAAGCACCAGAAAACCAGCGUGACAGCUGGUGGCGAAAAAGAAGUGCAGAAUAAUGCAGCCCCGUAUGGGUUUCUGGGCCAAGAAUGGCUUUCGAAACCGCUGCCAGACAAGGCUUCGACUUAUAGAGUAUUGCAAUGGGCAGUAACGUUCUUGGCUUUUGCAGUGCGGUUCAAGGAUCUCCCAUACCCGCGCGAAGUGGUAUUUGACGAGGUGCAUUUCGGCAAAUUCGCUUCGUACUACCUUGAGAGAACGUACUUUUUUGACGUGCAUCCGCCUUUUGCCAAAAUGCUGAUCGCAUUCGUGGGCUGGCUCGUUGGAUACAAGGGCGCCUUUAAGUUCGAUGACAUCGGACUCAGCUACGACAGCAAUCCGGCGCCAUUCGUGGCCUACCGGUCACUCAGUGCCAUUCUAGGUACUUUGACGGUGCCUGUUGUUUUCAACACUUUGAAGGAACUCAAUUUCAGAGCCGUCACUUGUUUGCUCGGUGCUAUGCUCGUUGCAGUCGAUUGUGCACAAGUUAUCGACUCGCGUUUGAUUCUGCUGGAUGCAACUUUGAUAAUCGCCGUGGCCUUGUCCUUCUACUGCUACGUGCGGUUCUACAAAGUUCAACUAAAAGCACCAUUCUCUUCCCAAUGGUAUGCCUGGUUAUAUGCCACUGGUGCAUCCUUGUCUUUCGUGAUGUCCACCAAAUACGUCGGUGUCAUGACCUAUGCGGCCAUCGGCGCCGCCGUCUCUGUGAACUUGUGGCAACUGCUUGAUGUCAGAGCCGGUUUAUCGGUCAGAAAAUUCGUUAAGCAUUUCUCGCAAAGAUUGAAUGGUCUGAUUUUUGCUCCUUUUGCCCUUUACUUGUUCUGGUUUUAUGUUCAUUUUGCAAUCUUGACUGGAUCGGGUCAAGGUGAUGACUUUAUGUCACCUCAAUUCCAGGAAACUCUGACCGAUUCUCCUCUUGCCAAAGAAGCAAAACAAGUCAACUAUUUCGAUAUCAUUACUUUGAAGCACAAAAAUACAAAUGCUUUUCUCCACUCGCACCCAGAUCGCUAUCCUCUACGUUACGAUGACGGGCGCGUUUCUUCAAAUGGCCAGCAGGUUACUGCGUUCACUAUCGAGGACCCGAACAACCAAUGGGAAGUUUUACCAACCGUGGAAUUGCCAUCGCAGCAUGGACACCCGGUUCAUAUGGAUGACGUCGUUCGUUUCAGACACAUUGUGACUGGCACUUACUUGCUAGCUCAUGACGUUGCUUCUCCUCUUUACCCAACCAACGAGGAAGUCACGACUGCCGAAGAGGAACAAGCUAAUGGCAGUAAUCUGCACGAAACUUUGUUUCAACUUCAGGCGGUCAAUAAAAAUGACAAUGAGCAGAUUUUAAAGACCAAAGCUUCACUGUUCAGAAUCGUUCAUUCUGAUACAACUGUAGCUUUGUGGACCCAUAACGACGUUCUCCUUCCAGAAUGGGGUUUUAGACAGCAAGAGGUUAACGGUAACAAAAAGAUUGUUGACCCGGAAAAUACAUGGUUCAUGGAAACCAUCGUGAACAUCGAUGAUGAGCGCAAGAAGUAUGUCCCCAAGCCUAUUAAAAAGCUUUCGUUUUUCACCAAAUGGUCUGAACUGCAAAGACUGAUGUUUGAACACAAUAACAAAUUGUCUUCAGAUCAUCCAUUUGCGUCUAAUCCAGAAUCUUGGCCAGGAUCUCUUUCCGGUGUUUCCUUCUGGACCAAGGACGAAGAAAAGAAGCAAAUUUACUUCAUUGGUAAUAUACUUGGAUGGUGGUUUCAAGUUAUUUCAAUGGCCCUCUUCUGCGGCAUUGUUGUGGCUGACUUGAUCGUGAGAAGACGGGGGUUGCACCCACUGAACAAAUUGGCAAGAGAAAAACUGUAUGGCCCAUUGUCAUUUUUGUUUGUCGGGUGGCUAUGUCACUAUUUGCCAUUCUUCUUGAUGGGGAGACAAAAGUUUUUACAUCACUACUUGCCGGCUCAUUUGAUCGCUUCCAUGUUUUCUGCUGCCUUAUGGGAAUUUGUUUUCACAGAUAACAAGUCUCUAAAUCUCGAAAGAGAUGAGGAAGAUCCAGCAGUUCCUUACGACUCUAGCCCACGACUCAACUAUAUCUCAUUAUGCCUUUUCGUCGUGGCUAUAUCCAUUGCUCUCAUCUGGUGCUUCGUUUUCUUUUCUCCUAUCAUUUACGGUGAUGUUAGCCUAGAUGUGGCUCAAGUUAAAAGCAGAGAAUGGUUCAAUAUGAAGCUGCAUUUCUCCAAGUAA